Saprolegnia parasitica CBS 223.65 is the source of this 227-nucleotide messenger RNA. RefSeq lists its product as hypothetical. NCBI's taxonomy places the organism in Eukaryota, Oomycota, Saprolegniomycetes, Saprolegniales, Saprolegniaceae. The transcript is spliced from 3 exons. The annotation marks the transcript as partial. The record is from RefSeq and is a predicted model, not a curated record.
AUGGCAGGGCAAGCGGCCAAGAAGGCGCAGAAGGCCGGGCAGAGCCUCAGCGCACGCCUUCACAAGUCGAUCGUGCCCAUCAACGCCGCGUACAUUGCAUACCGCAUUUUGUGGCACUACGCGACGUUCUCCAAUUGGCACAUGUGGGGCUACGGGCUUCUCUUGACGAUGACGUACUUGAGCUACACCAUGGCUGUGGGCUCGGCCCUCGAGGGCACCAACAACGA